UGAGGGGUCCAUCAGACAAGCUCACCUCCCCUUUGUCCCAUCGUUCCCCUCCAAGGUGUGCUUCGAGCUUGUGCUAGGUUCGUUCAUCAGAAGCCUUCAGCGGUUUUCAUUUUCUACCGUUUUAGACUCUUCACGAGUUCCCGAUUCCCUGGAGACCAGUAGCUCAGGGCCCGAGAAGCUCCGAGGAAGAACAUCUUGCGCUGUCGCCGGAGAAGUGGAAGACGCAAAAAUGUCAGGCUACUACCCUCCCCCUCCUGGAGCUGCUGGUGCUGGACCCGGUGGGCAGCAGAGCUAUCCGCCUCCUCCCAUGUCGGCUCCUCCUACACAGACCUCCUUCUCGUACCCGGCUCCCCCAAGCAGUCCGCCGGGUAGGAACUAUCCUCCUCCUCCCCAGGCCGCGCCAGCUGCUACUCCACCGCCAGCCUCGACCACGCCUUCAUACCCCCUUCCGCCCCAACAGCAACAGUACGCACCGCCGCCGUCGCAACAGCAGCAGUAUGCACCACCCCCAUCGCAACAGCACCAAUACCCACCCCCACCACAGCAGCAAUAUGCGCCGCCUCCUCAGGCAGCUCCCAUGCAACAUGCUGCACUACCCUCGCACUUACGGAACCCCUCGGCCGCGUCACAACCCUCGUCUACGACUCCGCCCCCUGCAGCACCUCCUUCCUACAGCCAGGGAGAAGGCGACGGUUCCUACCCUCCUGAGAAGCAGCAGCAGCCGCAGCCGCAACAGUCCCCCGUUAUCGAUCCGACUGGGGCACCAGCUGCUGGCCAUUUUAUGGGGGCCUCAACGAUAGUGGACGACGUGGGAACCUUCAACGGUGGGAGCUAUCGAAUCAGCCAUCGGGACUGUAACACAGUUUUGACCAUCCAACUGGCCAUUGGGUGCCCGGUUGAUGCUAAAGCAGGCUCUAUGAUUGCCAUGUCCCCAUCUAUUAUCCUCAAGGGCUCAUACAAGUUCAGCAUGAAGAAGCUGGUUGCCGGCGGCGAGAUGAACCACUCGACUUACACCGGACCCGGCGAACUUCUCCUGGCACCCCCGAUGCUGGGAGACAUCACGAGCCUGCGGCUGACAGGUAGGGAGUCUUGGUCCGUCAGCAAUGACGGCUACCUCGCGUCGACGCAGAACGUGGUCAAGGAGUAUAAGCGCCAGGGCCUCGGCAAGGCUAUGUUCAGCGGCGAAGGCUUGUGGGUAUACAAGGUCACAGGGACCGGGUUGCUGUGGUUGACCAGCUUUGGUGCGAUUAUUCGGAAGGAUCUGGCCGAUGGUGAAAAGUACAUUGUCGACAACGGCCACCUCGUGGCCUGGAACACCAAGUAUGUUCUGGAGCGGGUCUCUUCGGGCGGCCUCAUCUCCGGCCUCGCCUCGGGCGAAGGGCUCGUCUGCAAGUUCACUGGCCCGGGAACUGUCUUCAUCCAGACCAGGAACGCGAAAUCAUUCACUGCUUACAUGACUGGCCAGCAGACAGCCAUGUAACGCGAUGCUCUACGCCAGUGACCGAGGCAGUGAAUAGUGUUCUCUGCCGUAUGUUGUCGAUUGUGUACGCUUUACCCAUGCUCGGAGUACGCUGUCGAGUGCAUAAUCUCAUCAAACUAAAUGUUGGACUUGGGUUGUUGGGCGGCAGAAGGAGCUGGAGCACGUGGACUUUGGGCAACGAGCGAGCGACCGAGGGAGGUAUAUAGCCAUCGUUUCCUCCUCUGUCAAGCAAGUUAGACUUCGCCAGAGGAUUUAUUCUAUGGCCGAGUAGAGAAUGCCAGCUAACUAGGAAAUCGUUGCGCACGGUUUCGUAGGGCGGGAGAUCACCGGUUCGAUUUCAGGUAGAACCAGUGUCGCUCCCGCCUGAGC
Molecule: messenger RNA, 1849 nt
Organism: Canariomyces notabilis
Lineage: Eukaryota; Fungi; Ascomycota; Sordariomycetes; Sordariales; Chaetomiaceae
Product: DUF124-domain-containing protein
Exons: 6
Coding region: 230-1480 (416 amino acids)
Source: RefSeq, a predicted model, not a curated record